Molecule: messenger RNA, 1992 nt
Organism: Mytilinidion resinicola
Lineage: Eukaryota; Fungi; Ascomycota; Dothideomycetes; Mytilinidiales; Mytilinidiaceae
Exons: 5
Coding region: 1-1992 (663 amino acids)
Source: RefSeq, a predicted model, not a curated record
AUGGCUUGGAGCGGCUCUGGCCAAGGUGGUGGCUCUGCGGCACCCUAUCAGCAGCCGCCCUACACCGGCACUCAACCGCCAUACCAGCAACCUGCGUAUGGACAAGCAGCCCAGCAGUAUUCUCAACCGCAGUAUAGCCAGCCAGCAUCCUAUGGUCAGCAACCUUAUCAACAGCCACCAUACCAAGGCCAGCCGGCAACGUCACCCCAGGCCGGAGCCCCAUCCGGAGCGCCGUCCGAGCGGCCUGCCAAGAAGAAAGGUAAUCCUGUAAUAACUCGCUAUCCACCACCCCCAGGCUAUCAAGGCCCCUACCAAGGCUCACAGCCCGGCUAUCAAGCCCCUCAAGGUGGAUAUCCGCAAGGUUAUCAGCAACCCAACUACCAGCAACCGGCCGCGCAAGGCUACCCCCAGCAAGCCGCUGGAUACCAAGCACCUGCCAAUUACCAACAGCCGGCAGCUUAUCAACAACCCCAGACCUACUCACAAGGGUACUCAGCGCAGGCGUAUACUCAACCCCAUGCAGCGUACCAAGCACCAGCACAGGGAUAUCAACAGCAUCAGUCUUACCAAGCUGCCUACCAAGGCUAUCAUCAGACUGGCGCACCUGCUGCAGCUCCCGCCGACCCAAACGCAGCUGCUUACCAACAAUCCGCUCAAGCUUGGCAGGCUCCUUACCAGCAACCUUAUCCCCCCAAUGCGAACGGCUACAGCUCUCAGCCACCUCACGACCCGAACGCAACACCGGUGCCAGCCUCGGUUCAGCCUGGUACUGAGAAGUCGAUUUCUAUUCAAUCGGAGAAUGCGAGUGUAGACCCCAAUGACCAGAAGCCAGAUCUAUACCUGGGAUGGGAUGAUUGGGAUUUCGACUUCGACGGCGCCAUCUGGCCGAAGGGAAACGAGCCCAUCGAUCCGAACUUGAGUCUGGGCGUUUUGAUAUGGCAUCCUCCUAAGCAAGUAACUCGUGCCCUAAAGUCGACCUUUGAUGAAGCGGAAGAAGAUGCCUUGAAACCACCUAAGCCCAAACUCGGCAACGGGGAAUCCUGCUCCAUUUACUUCGGGCUGCGGAAUUCGUACGAAGCCCGCCUGGAUGUCAGACAGACGGAUGACUGGGAACAUGUCUGUGAUGAUCCAGUAUUCACGAAAUUCCCAGUGGGUGAGACAGAGAUGAUUCGUAUCGAUGACGUUAUUCGCAAUCGUGAUCGCCCAGAUUGGGAACACCUUGACGAUGAACUCCGCUUUGGACGGGAUGAGGAUAGGAAAAAUUCGGACUGGAAUAUCAUGGACAAUCUCGAGCAGGCCUUAGAAUCUGGACAGACUUCUGCUGGCAAAUCAGCUCCUAGUGUCAAACCCGAGCGAGGCUUGAAUCGCUUGACUCAAGGUCAAGAAGACCUACUGUUGAAACUAGGCGUUACCGGAUCGCCGACGCCAGCUGACCCAGAUGUGCAAGUUGCCGUGUCGCUUGAUGCUCAAGAAGAACGUGUUCGGACGCCCAGUCACCCUCCACGAUCCUACGAAGAUAGGAGACCACCAUCUCGAUCCCAUUCAUAUGGUGGAUACCGGAAGAACAGCUACGGUCCACCAUCGCAGCAGCGCGCCUAUAGCUCGAUGUCCCACCCACGACCGCCACCGCCUCCGCGUUCCCCACCUUUUGGAUCUUGGAAGCGUCGUCAAUCGUACGAUAGGACGAACGGAAACGGUGCCUUUGAUGGCACUCAUGAGAGUCCCAAAUCUGACGGCAGCCAUCGCACUCUCGCUGGGUCUGAUUUCGGCGGAGACGACAACAACACCGUUGCUAAUGAUCCAGAGAUAGAUGCCAAACCGCAAGUAGGCAGCUUCGCUGAGCCUCGCUUGGACCGUACCGACAGCUCGACCUCACGCAAGCGAAGCUACGAUGAUGGUGAACCGGAGGAGAAGUUACGUCAACACGACGAUUUUACCCCUAGAUACAAGAGACGCCAACCCCAAGUCGCUGCAGCUUAUAGCCGCCGAUGA